AUGUGGCCUUUCGCCCCAACUUCUUCAGCAGCACUAAACCCUAAAUUCAGGGAAGUCUACACUUGUGUCUUCGGGCCAAAUGGCCCAGAGUACAGUUUGCAGGGGGUACAGGAUGUGUCCCCUGGGGGCCCCUGGGGGGCCCCCCACUGGGGGCCCCCCCAGGGGCCCCUCUCGGGGGGCCCCCCGGCGAGCCCGCGGGGGGGGGGCCCCAGCCGCAUGAACUCUUCAGCUUGUGCUGCUGAGUUUGGGGCCUCCUUCAGCGCAGCAGCGGGGGGCCCCCCUUCUGCUGCUGCUGCUGCUGCUGCUCCUUUAGGGGGCACCAAGCGGCGGCUGGAAGCAGCUUUUAAUAAAAGUGAGAUGAAGCAGCAGCGGCUGUGCGGCAUGUGGCACGUCGCGUAG
Eimeria tenella is the source of this 399-nucleotide messenger RNA. RefSeq lists its product as uncharacterized. The transcript has a single exon. The coding region runs from base 1 to 399 and encodes 132 amino acids. The record is from RefSeq and is a predicted model, not a curated record. NCBI's taxonomy places the organism in Eukaryota, Apicomplexa, Conoidasida, Eucoccidiorida, Eimeriidae.